Messenger RNA from Tremella mesenterica DSM 1558, 2738 nucleotides. RefSeq lists its product as uncharacterized. The annotation marks the transcript as partial. Lineage: Eukaryota; Fungi; Basidiomycota; Tremellomycetes; Tremellales; Tremellaceae. The transcript is spliced from 6 exons. The record is from RefSeq and is a predicted model, not a curated record.
AUGAUUCAGAUGCGAUCUUUGGAGUUUCGAAAGUUGUACCAGGCGAGUUUUCAAGAUUACAGUCCCCUGUGUCAAACGAUUUGCUCACUUACCCCAGAUCUUCCUACUCAAACUUGGCCAAAUCCCUCACUUGUACCAACCGGAGACCUGUUCGCUGAACGAGCCCAGAUACACACAGAUCGUCUCUCCACUGUGGCCGAAGAGGAAGCAUUGCAGUUCGCAUUGGCCAAUGGCACACCUCUUUCAGCCGUCAGGGCCGAACAGCCCAGCGAACACAAUAAGCAACACAAUACCGAACAGCGCAGCUCUCACGAUGGCCAGCGAAACACCCUACACCCUAUCGAACAGCCCAGCGAACACGGCAGCCAACCAACUACCGAACAGCUGGGCGAGCAGCCCAGCGAACACGACAGCCAACCAACUACCGAACAGCUGGGCGAGCAGCCCAGCGAACACGACAGCCAACAAGUCACCGAACAGCUGGGCGAGCAGCCCAGCGAACACAAUAGCCAACAAAAUACCGAACAGCUGGGCAAGCAGCCCAGCGAACACAAUAGCCAACAAGUUAGUAAAUCGAUCUCGAAGAGUUCCCAUUCUUCGUCUUCAAACUCCACGCCUUCGACACCUUUCCAAACCACUGGCUUGAGUCCAAUUCAAUCAAACACUUCGGCAACUCCACAGUCUACAUUCGGCUCCUCAUCAACUGGUGACCUUGGCGUCACACCCCACAGCAUCGAUCAAGGCCGACGCGAAGCUGCUCUUCGUCUCCAGCUCUUGGAAAUUCCUUCCCAUUCUUACACAUCCGAAGGCCCCGAAAUCCCUCAGCUUGACGUUUCGGUACACCGAUCUCAAGCUAGCCAAGGUGACAACAUACGCGAAGUUGGUGGCUUUGCCCGCACACCCAAGCAGGAUAUCAUCAACGAUCCCCGAUACGAAUCAUUUGAGGUGCCCUUUCGCUGGAUCCCUAGGGCUUUUGAUACCAUGGCAGACUACAAUGUGGAGAACCAUUAUGUCUCCAAGCACGUCGAAGUUGAAUGGCUCGACCCGCCUGCUCUUUUUCCCUACGACAUAAGAGCCCGUCAUGCGAAUUUCUUCGUCAGCGACAAAGCCUUCGAGGACGGUCCGGACAAGCUUGUGUGGAGGUCCAUCUGGAGAUGCAGUGGUAACUGCUGCCAGGUAGAAGCCCCACGGCAGACACUGGCACAAGUUUUAGCAGAGCGAAAGGGUUCCUCGCUCUCCGAAGACCUGGAUGAGACUUCGCCCCCACCAGCAUCAAGCCCGCUCAAAACGCAAUCAUCAAAAGGUUUACCUCAAAGGUGUGCCUUUUUCGCCGAGCCCUGUCACGCUCACGGUCAACAGAUACGAAUGACUCCUCGACAGAUACAUCGCGCAGUCUGCACUUUGAUUAGAGCCCGAAUCGCCUAUCAUGGUGAACCCCAACCUUUACACCUACUCCGUCUUUCCCCUUAUGUCAGAAAUCUUCUUCAUGACGCUGCAACAAUGGUUGGCACCACCGAAUCACGUUUAAAAAUUCGUUGGGACCAACAUUUCUGCCAAUACCAUCAGUAUGUAACAUGGGCCAAGAAAGAAUGCCCCUGGCGGUUGCCGAAGGAUCGAGACUUUACCACUGCCAUCAGGACGGCUCUUUGUCGAGAGAGACUUGAUAAAUUGCCAUUGGCAGCAAUUGCUAUUGUUCAUGCCGCGAAUCCUGAAUCGUUUCUCAGCUAUCAGUACCCCAGUAGUCUUCAACUUGGUGGCGUUGAACACAUCCCAAAAGAUGAAGAAUUCCUCUGCGUUAUCGCCCCGAAACACGCUCUUCAAUCCGCCAUCCGCCACGCCAGAGAGCAGGGAUUAGCCAUGGACUCUUCUUGGAGAAACAAGAACGCCAUAAGGUGCCCAGUCACUUUUUUGACCACUGUCAAUGAGUACGGUCACAUGGUUCCCGUUCGCGAAGCUAUCGAAAACGAAGCCCGUGCGCUUGUCAGUGGGAAAUCGGACAUUGUCAGUUCGGCAGAGGAUAAGGACUCCUUGCUCAUGUAUGCCGACGAUAUCGCCUUCGACGGAUUCACCCCUCUAUUUGUCAUGAUCGAUUGCGACGAUGCAGAGCGAAAUGCUGUUGAAGAAGUAUUCCCGGGAACACCAGUUCGUCUCUGUCAAUUUCACUUCAUGCAAGCUGCCCGAUCUCGAGGACAGUCUAUCUUUGGCAGAGAUCCCACUGGCUGUCAAAAGGUUUCUCAAUUUCUUGCGGGACUUCGUGACUGCCAGCGAUGCGAUGACGAAGAACACUGGGACGAGACAUAUGCACGUUUCCAGGUCAACCUCGCAUCCUUGACGCGAAACAAUACGGAGACAUGUGAGGACAUUUCGCGAUGGCUUGAAAGCUGGUGGUUCAGCGAUAGGUGGAGGCCAGCCCUGGUUGACUACGGACUUCCAGCAAAUCACACCAGAGAUGGAACUCUUUCCACAAACAACUUCGUCGAGGCGGCUUUUCGCACAUUUGAUCGUGUUUUCCUCGAAGCCAGAGCCAAUAAGCGCAUUGAUAGACUCAUUGUCAUCAUCAUCAAUGUCUACUUCCCAAUGUACCUGCACUCUCCUCCAACUUCCGGCCGGUGUGACCCUCAAGUCCGCGAAGUCAUUCUACUAGGACUGGAUCUGUGGCAAGUCAAUGCUGUCAGACUGUGCCCUCCAAAUCAAUGUCCCGAACUGCCUGUCCGACUUCGGGCUACUUACAAAGUUCA